Lodderomyces elongisporus is the source of this 2460-nucleotide messenger RNA. RefSeq names its product ATP-binding cassette long-chain fatty acid transporter (gene PXA1). Gene Ontology annotation, cellular component: peroxisomal membrane. Lineage: Eukaryota; Fungi; Ascomycota; Pichiomycetes; Serinales; Debaryomycetaceae. Gene Ontology annotation, biological process: fatty acid beta-oxidation; very long-chain fatty acid catabolic process; peroxisome organization. The coding region runs from base 1 to 2460 and encodes 819 amino acids. Gene Ontology annotation, molecular function: ATP binding; long-chain fatty acid transmembrane transporter activity; ATP hydrolysis activity. The record is from RefSeq and is a predicted model, not a curated record. The transcript has a single exon.
AUGAUUAACAUCUCGCGAUUAGCAGGAUACAACAAGGAGGAUAUCAAAAAUAUCCUUCUCUUGUUACAGGAGUUUGUCAUUACGUACAAGGACAACAAGGUCAAGCUUAAUUAUCAAUCACGGCCCGUGAUCCUAUUCUUUAGUACAAUCAUUGCCACUGCUGGAUUUGGCUUUUAUUUCACUAUCCGAAAUGUCAUAUCCAAGUAUAACGAGUACCUCCUCAAUAGGAGAAUGAGACGUCCUAGUCUUAUAAGACAAUCCUCCAAUAUCUUGAAAAAUGGGUCGAGAGAAAUUUUUAUCAAUAAAGGCAAAGAUAGAGUAACCAGGAUCAUCAUCCCUAAACCCAAUAACGACCAAUAUGCUGCAGACAAGUACUUGUACAAGGACUUUGAACGGAAUCAAAAAUUGUUGCAGCAACUGCAGAAAAAUGUACUUUUCAGCUCAAGAUUCUUGAACCAGCUUGCCAUCAUUUGGCGGAUAUUGAUUCCGAAAUUUUAUUGCAAAAAUACAUCAUUAUUGCUUUCACAGUGUUUUUUUUUAAUCUUUAGAACAUGGCUUUCUUUGCUUGUUGCUAAACUAGAUGGUCAGAUUGUCAAGAACUUGAUUGCAGCAAAUGGGAAAAAGUUUAGUCGUGAUUUGAUUUAUUGGCUAUUGAUUGCAUUCCCAGCAUCCUAUACUAAUGCUGCAAUAAAGUACUUGGAUCAAAGAUUAGCACUUGGCUUUAGAACCAAUUUGACAAGGUACAUUCAUGACAUGUAUCUUGACAAGACCAUGGCAUACUAUAAGAUUGGAUUGGGAAGUAGCGACAUUCAGAACAUCGAUCAAUACAUCACAGAUGACGUCACCAAGUUUUGCUCAUCCUUGACCUCAUUGUUCUCCUCCAUGGGUAAGCCAUUUAUUGACUUGAUAUUCUUUUCAGUGUAUUUGAGAGAUAAUUUGGGAAGCGGAGCCAUCCUCGGUAUUUUUGCCAAUUAUUUUGCUACUGCAAUCAUGUUGAAAAAAGCAACUCCUGCAUUUGGUAAAUUGUCUGCUAAAAGAACACACCUUGAAGGUGUUUACUUUAAUGAACACCUCAACAUCAUGACCAACUGUGAAGAAAUUGGCUUUUAUAAAGGUUCUUUGAUUGAAAAAACAAAAUUGAAGGAAAACUUUGAUAAAUUGAUGAGUCAUGUGAGUAAGGAGAUCAACACGAGUUUUUGGUAUUCUAUAAUUGAAGAUUAUGUUUUGAAAUAUACUUGGUCAGCAUGGGGUUACUUUUUUGCUGGUUUACCGGUAUUUUUAGAUGAGUUUUGGCCAGCGGCUUCGACUGAAACAGGUGGGAAAGAAGUUGGCUCUGGUUCUGGUUCUGGUUCAGCAAGUGGGAAAAACCAGGCUUCCGAAUUGGCUAGCGAAAGGAAGAAUAUGAGACAGUUUAUCACAAACAAAAGACUUUUGUUAUCCUUGGCCGAUGCUGGAUCAAGAUUGAUGUACUCAAUUAAAGAUGUAAAUACAUUAACUGGGUACACUGAUAGGGUGUUUGAUUUGUUGACACAAUUGCAACGUGUGCAUUCACCAAGAUUUGAUUAUGGUGACAAGAUGGGUAUUGCUGAUAUCCAUGGAACAAUACAAAAUAAUUAUCCCGAUGGAUUACGAUUUGAAAAUAUUCCUGUGAUUAUUCCUACUGCCGAAGGUUCUGAAUAUCCACCCUUGGUUGAUAAUUUGAAAUUCCAGAUCAAGAAUCGAAACAUGUUGAUUUUGGGAUCCAAUGGUAGUGGUAAGACCUCAAUAGCAAGAAUCAUAGCUGGUUUAUGGCCAUUGUACAGGGGUCUUCUUUCGAAACCAAAUGAUGAUGACAUUUUCUAUCUCCCACAAAAGACGUAUUUCACAACUGGUAAUUUGCGUGAUCAAAUCAUUUACCCUCACACAUAUGUUGAAAUGCUUGAAAUGGGCUAUAAUGACGAUUACUUGUACCAUAUUUUACGAGAAGUAAAGCUUGAAUAUCUUUUGCAAAGAGAAGGUAAUUUUAACGUAGUUAAGGAUUGGAAGGAUGUGUUUAGUGGUGGUGAGAAGCAGAGAAUGAGUAUUGCUAGAGUAUUGUUUAAGCAUCCCAAAUUAGUGGUUUUGGACGAGAGUACCAAUGCCGUGAGUACUGAUGUGGAAGAUUACUUGUUUGAAUUGCUUCAGCAGAAGAAGAUUCCAUUUAUUACACUUUCGCACAGACCAUUGCUUAUGAAGUAUCAUGACUUUAUUUUGGAGAUAAAGGAAGGUGGCAACUGGAAAUUACACGAUUUGACCAGUGAAGAGAACUUGAAGAGUAUUGAUAAUGAGAUCCAUGAGAUUGAAGAGAAGAUUGCUCAGACUGAGAAAUGGGAAAAGAGAAAAGAUGAGAUCAACCAAUACUUGGAUGGUCAUUUUGACGAUAUUUCAAUGGAAAGCUCAAUUGAUCUUUCUGGGAAAGAUAUUAAAGUAGGUUCAGCCUAG